AUGGGCGAACCGGUGAGAUGGCCAGACGCAGAAAUUAAACGGCGUGAAGAUUACAUGAGGUUCGGAAGCCAAGAGUUUGAUAUUAAGGACCCAUAUACGUGGAGUUUACCAGCCAAAGGAGCCGGUUUUGCUUUCGCGGUCGGAUCUUUUGCAAUCCAUUACUUGAAUUUGUAUCAAAACAAAAGGUGGUAUCAUGGUAAGCAAUAAGCAAUGAUUAUUACUCUACAAUUUAGCUCUGUACCCACGGAUGGGUGUCCUGGCUGUUGGAGUUGCCAUGGGCUAUGGAGUUGGUCUUUUGAGACAAAAGUAUAACAUAAAUAGAGAUGCUUAUGUGACUCACUACACCAGGCUUCAUCCUGAAGACUUUGAAAGACUCAACGACAGUAUGUGUUUGAUAUGUUUGGCAAUUGAUCUUAUUGUAUAUCUUAUUAGUCAGACUGAUAAUUAUUUUUCUUCUUCUAGCAUAUGGACGACCACUUUCCGCUGUUCUGAUGCCCUGGUACCCCAAACGGUCAUUGUAUCAGAAGUUUGAGAAGCCAGAAGAAGCCUAG
Bursaphelenchus xylophilus (pine wood nematode) is the source of this 551-nucleotide messenger RNA. The record is from the annotation of a GenBank genome assembly. NCBI's taxonomy places the organism in Eukaryota, Metazoa, Nematoda, Chromadorea, Rhabditida, Aphelenchoididae.